Messenger RNA from Rotaria socialis, 891 nucleotides. The record is from the annotation of a GenBank genome assembly. Lineage: Eukaryota; Metazoa; Rotifera; Eurotatoria; Philodinida; Philodinidae.
AUGCUUUUCGACCAUGAAAAAGGUAGAAUGACUUGCGAUCAGCUGAUAGCUGAUCUUAUGACAAAGAAAAACAGAGAGAAUACAUAUCCGUUUAUGGAAUGCAAUUAUCGAAAUAUUGUACUUGUUGGAAGAACACGUACUGGCAAAUCUACUAUUUCCUGUAUGAUAAAAAAUCCAUUUCAUAUAUCUGAACGACCAAGUAUAUUUUCAAAUACUCGAGAAAUUACAUUCAAUCGAAUAAUGACAAAACAUCAAGAAAAUGCUCACUUUUUUACUAUCGUCGAUACUCCUGGCUUGUUUGAUUGUGUGAGAGAAGCUGAUAAGCGUAUUUCUAAUGGAAAAGUGCAAGAACUUCUUAAUGAAUGUAUUACUAAAGAUAUAACUCAUAUUCAUGCAUUUGCUUUUGUCUUCAGCAGCAGUUCUGGUAUGAAUCAAGAAGAUAUUCAAUCGAUGAUUUUUUUCCAGACAAAUUAUCCUGAAUUUAAAAAAUUUUCGAUGUUAAUUGUUAGUCAUUGUGAAGAAAAGAAUGCUGAAGAAAGAAAUAAUGUUAUUGAAGAACUAUUUCAACACCCUGCAGUUGUAAAAUGCAACCUACGAGAAUAUUUUGGACUGGGUGUCUUUUUCACUGGGUCUCUCCGGUCGGAAUUACGAAAUUGUCCAAAUUUAAAAGCAGCCACAAAUCAAAUAACAAAUAUUUUAACAAUGCGUGAGCAAUUAAUUGAUUUUCUUGUAUCCAGAGAAGAAACGUACAAUAUUCAUCGUAAACAUGACACUGAUUUAGUACCGAAAGUGGUUCCUCGACGAUCUAGUAUCAAUACUAUUUUCAUGAUAAUUAUGGCCCUAAUCUUCGCGUUUCUGGCCAUAAUCUUCGCUCUUCUAGACAAAUGCUAG